Molecule: messenger RNA, 645 nt
Organism: Limulus polyphemus (Atlantic horseshoe crab)
Lineage: Eukaryota; Metazoa; Arthropoda; Merostomata; Xiphosura; Limulidae
Product: organic cation transporter protein-like
Exons: 4
Coding region: 123-509 (128 amino acids)
Source: RefSeq, a predicted model, not a curated record
UGCAGGAAUUGAAGACGAUAAUAAACGAACUGUGUGCGACUUACUACGAUGGAAGAACUUGAGAAGAGUAUUUGUAUUAACAAAUCUAACGUGGCUACUUUGCAACUCGUUUGACGACUUUAAUGGCCGGAAGACUUGCGGUGACUGUUGGAUACAAUAUCAACUACCUGUAUGCAGCCGAAGUUUUCCCCACCGUGGUCCGAACACAGGCUCUUGCUGUUCGUCAAGCUCUGGGUUCCGUUGGCAACCUUAUAAGUCCUCAAAUCGUGUUGCUGGGGAUUUUCGCACGUUACCUCCCUCUAACAGUUUUCGGUUGUCUGUCUGGUUUGGCUGCGAUUUUAAUGACAUUUUUACCUGAAACAGUCAAUCGAGAAUUACCAGAGAGACUAGAGGAUGGUGAAUCACUGGCGAAGGCAAAGCGCAAGUGGAACUGUUGUUUCUGCACAAAAUUAACUCCGUCUGCUGUGAACAGAGAGCAAACUUCAUCAUGUUUUGUCACGAGUGUUUAGAAUAAAGAUUAUUCAGAAUGAACAAACCUGCGAGACGAAAAUAUAGGAGUGUCUAGAAAAAUUGAACUAGUAUCAGUAUUUUUGAGAACUUUUCUCAGACUUGUAACCAUAUAUAUAUUAAAAUAGUCGAUGAUUA